GCUCCGAACCGUUUGGCUCUUUCCCUUAGUAACAGCUUUUACCUUCUGCCUCAAUUCCUCUCCCCGCUCGCGCCCUUCCCCCGCGCGCCGCCUCCCCCCGCCGCCGGCCGCGUGCGCCCCCGCCCCUCCCCCCGCGGCGGGAGCACCUCCGCUCGCCACCUGGGGACCCGCGCCGCGCUCCCCGCCCCCGCCCGCCCGCGCCCAUCCCCCCCGCGCCCUCCGCUCGCCGGGGUUAUAAUUGCCUCUCACCCCCGGAGGGGUUAUUUUGGGGGUGGUUGGAGGCGGUGGCGGCGGCGGCGAGGAGGGGAAUUUCCUUGUGCCUCCAUUCCCGGGAGGGGGGAGCGGCGUUGGAGGCCACCGUUUCCAGCAUCAGCAACGGCUACUUGUGUUUGGUGGUACCAGAUAUUGAGUUGCGCAUCCCCACAUCAAUGCACUGCCAAUGGAUUUUCUCAUUCAGCAUUUACCUUUGGUAUAGAAAGCCAUAUAAGUCAGUCUAAUAUAAAUGGUGCACUCGUCCCACCUGCUGCACUGAUUUCUAUCAUCCAGAAAGGUCUGCAGUAUGUAGAGGCAGAAGUUAGUAUUAAUGAGGAUGGUACCUUGUUUGAUGGUCGACCCAUAGAGUCUCUGUCCCUGAUCGAUGCCGUAAUGCCUGAUGUUGUACAAACAAGACAACAAGCUUAUAGAGAUAAGCUUGCACAGCAACAGGCAGCAGCUGCUGCAGCUGCUGCAGCUGCCACCAACCAACAAGGAUCGGCAAAAAAUGGAGAAAACACAGCAAAUGGGGAGGAGAAUGGAGCACAUACUAUAGCAAAUAAUCAUACUGAUAUGAUGGAAGUGGAUGGGGAUGUCGAAAUUCCUCCUAAUAAAGCAGUCGUGUUACGGGGCCACGAAUCGGAAGUUUUCAUCUGUGCCUGGAACCCUGUUAGUGAUCUCCUAGCCUCAGGGUCUGGUGACUCAACAGCAAGAAUAUGGAAUCUUAGUGAAAAUAGCACUAGCGGCUCCACACAGUUAGUACUUAGACAUUGUAUACGAGAAGGAGGGCAAGAUGUUCCAAGCAACAAGGAUGUGACAUCUCUAGAUUGGAAUAGUGAAGGUACACUUCUAGCAACUGGUUCAUAUGAUGGAUUUGCCAGAAUAUGGACUAAAGAUGGUAAUCUUGCUAGUACCUUAGGGCAGCAUAAAGGCCCUAUAUUUGCAUUAAAAUGGAAUAAGAAAGGAAAUUUCAUCCUAAGUGCUGGAGUAGAUAAGACUACAAUUAUUUGGGAUGCACAUACUGGUGAAGCCAAGCAACAAUUUCCUUUUCAUUCAGCACCAGCAUUGGAUGUUGACUGGCAAAGCAACAAUACCUUUGCUUCUUGUAGUACAGAUAUGUGCAUCCAUGUCUGCAAAUUAGGACAAGACAGACCUAUUAAAACAUUCCAGGGACAUACGAAUGAAGUAAAUGCUAUCAAAUGGGACCCAACUGGCAAUCUCCUGGCCUCCUGUUCUGAUGACAUGACUUUGAAGAUAUGGAGUAUGAAACAAGACAAUUGUGUCCAUGAUUUGCAAGCACAUAAUAAAGAAAUUUAUACAAUUAAAUGGAGUCCAACAGGACCAGGGACAAAUAAUCCAAAUGCCAAUCUUAUGUUAGCAAGUGCAUCCUUCGAUUCUACUGUUAGGUUAUGGGAUGUAGACCGAGGAAUUUGCAUCCAUACUUUGACAAAACACCAAGAGCCUGUGUACAGUGUAGCUUUCAGUCCUGAUGGCAGGUAUCUGGCAAGUGGUUCUUUUGACAAAUGUGUGCACAUCUGGAACACACAGACAGGUGCUCUAGUUCACAGCUAUAGGGGAACAGGUGGAAUUUUUGAAGUUUGCUGGAAUGCAGCAGGAGACAAAGUUGGAGCCAGUGCAUCAGAUGGUUCAGUUUGUGUAUUAGACCUUCGGAAAUAGCGCUACUAGUUGGAAGCCAUGGACCGACUAUGAAUGUGUACAUAGCCAAAAUGACUGUCCCUGACCCACGUACUGCUAUAGUCCCACUUGAACCAUGGCCAGUCCACUACAGCCAAAUCUAAAAGAAAUAUAUACAUACAGUGUAUAUAAACAAAAUUGCACCCUGAAGAUGACAGAGUUUUGUCACAGCUUGUGAAUUCUGUUCACCAAGUGCUGGAAUCUAAUCUGCUGUGCCCCUAAAAUAGCAUUUAGAAGUUUGGAUAUGAAAAACAGAAGAGAGAAAGAGAUAUACGUUAUAAAAGCAGACCAUACAUACAUGUACCAGUUUUUGGAUACUAAUAACAGCCUUGUCUCCCCCUUUGAAUCAGCAGACACCAUGGAUUAUAUUCUUUUUUCCUUUCAGUAGUGAGCAGUUUGUAUGUACAGAGAAAAUGGACUUAAAAAAAAAACUUGCAGCAGUAGUUUGUUCUUGCUUUUAAAUUUUGUUUUUGGUUUAGAUUAUGGAUGCAUGAAGUAAGGGAGUGAAUCAGUUUCUUGUUUAUAUUUUUUUCACCUUUUAGACAACAAAAAAAAAGUUCUUAAAAAUAUUUUAAUGCAUUCUUUUGAAGAGGUAAAUGUUUGGUACAUUUUAUGGCUCCCAGAGCAUAUAUUCAAUUGGUGCAUAUUGUGGAAGGAAGGGGAAAUUUGAAAUUAAAUGAAAACAUAUGACUUGGGUCAUGGCAAUCUGUAAGACACAUCAGUAAAAGGGUAUUAUGCUCUGUUUUUGUUGUUGUUGUUGUUUGUUUUUUUCUGGGUUUUUUUGUUUUUUUGUGAUGUGGCUUAAAUACAAUAGUUUCUUUUUUGGGACAUAUUUCUGCCAAUUAAAGACUAGAAGGGCACAAAAUUUUUUUUUAAAUACGAUAGAGAAGAUACAUUUUUAAAAAAUCUUCUGAUGUUUUGUAGCCAUAACUGAAUUAUGGUUAAAAUGUGCACUAUUGUGAAAAGGAGCAAAGUAGUUUUGGGUUUUUUGUUGUUUGUUUCUUUGUUUGUUUUGCUUUGUUUUCUAAGAGAUUAAAAUGUUUCUGGAUAAGGAUUAGCUUCUCAAAGUGUCCAUCAUUCUGUAUAGAAGCUUAACUAUGUAAUGUAACCAAACUCCAGUAUUAAAAAUCUCUCAUGUUAUUUUUCUUUAUACAAAGCAAGAUAACGGCAUAUAACACUGCCAUUACAUGGCAAAAUGCUUGCUACCUUAGUUUAAAAAACAAUCUUUAAAACAAAAGACUUGCUUCAAGGUGUUCUUAAUAGCAGUGAUUCAAAAUU
Messenger RNA from Sciurus carolinensis (gray squirrel), 3225 nucleotides. RefSeq names its product TBL1X/Y related 1 (gene Tbl1xr1). Gene Ontology annotation, biological process: regulation of transcription by RNA polymerase II. Gene Ontology annotation, cellular component: histone deacetylase complex. Lineage: Eukaryota; Metazoa; Chordata; Mammalia; Rodentia; Sciuridae. Gene Ontology annotation, molecular function: transcription corepressor activity; protein binding. The transcript is spliced from 15 exons. The record is from RefSeq and is a predicted model, not a curated record. Bases 646 to 1929 code for a protein of 427 amino acids.